AGCAGCUCGGAGCAAAACGCUGCCUUCGUCUCCGCAGGCAAGCUCAUCUUCGGGGUCCUUAGAAGACAGACACGGCAGCGCACGAGGGCUUCUGAAAAGAACUGUCGGGGUCGGACACAGACGCGAACUCUAAAGAACCGGAGGCCCGCAGAUCCAAGAGGGAGAGCAUCCAAGUGCUACUCACCUCGGCAGCCGACGCCCGCCCUCUGACGACCUCAAACGCGCCGACGACUCGAGCCGACGACCAAAAAAACAAACAACAUGGAGCCCGACGAGUUAGAGCCGCCGCUCCCGCCGCCGCCGCCGCCCCAGCCAAUCAUCGAGGAAGAGGAAGGCGAGCGCAUGUGCCGCUACUGCUUUGAUGGAGAAGAGGAGGGCGAGCUCAUAGCGCCCUGCGCCUGUAAGGGUGGCCAGCGCUGGGUCCACCUCGAAUGCCUCCGAAGGUGGCAGCGCAUGGUUUUAGUGAGUCAACCGACCCACCCCAUGUUCCACGGCGACGACCUACGACAGCAGACCUGCAACGUGUGCAAGCAGCCUUAUACUUGUGAACCGCCCACGAGGCACGACCUCAUGAGAAGUUUUACGGGGGUCGAAAUUGCGUCCCUCGUCGACGUCGGUUGUAUCAUCGCGGCGGGCGAAGAGUUCUCGAGGGAGCUGGAAGAGCAGUUGGAUGGCAUGCCUCCUUAUCUAAGGCAUGCGUCCAGUUACGAGCACUGGUGUCGCUCGGCUUAUGUGAUUACUGGUGUCCAGGACGAUGAUGGUUUAUAUGAAUUAACGUUGGACACGGAAAGAUCUCUCGAGAGGUUACGGGAAGCUCUUGGUGCAGAUGGUGCUACGGUGUCCUUGCGAGGCAAGCGGUUACGGGCGACGGCUCGUGGUUCCCUGGAGGGCGCCGAGGACAUCGGCGAAGCGCUGGCAGCUCUAGAAGCGCCGGCGACCGUCGUAUUGAUAGAAGUGAACGCCGAUGGGUCACCUACCCCAAGAUCUUGCGGCGACGACCACGUCGCCGCGGUGAACGUGUGUCGGCCUCUACCGGAGGACUGGGACAAUCCGCGGAGUAGAGCGGCCGUCGCGACCGCACUCGAUUCUAUUUCCACGAAGUUCGGCGCCGAAUGGCGCGAAGAAUGCGACAAAGUUCGACUAGUACAUCAUGUGGGCGGGCCGUGUGAUGCGAGGAGUAUCGUGAGGUGCUUCGUGCUUGGGACGGGCGGGGCGCGGGGCUACUCCAUCGUCGAAUCCUUACCGGACGCGAUGCUUUUGGCGGCGCGCCUGGCGAAGAAGGCCUCUGAAAAUCGCGACCUGAGUCAGGGCAUCGGCCCCGGCGCGCGCGUGCGCCUCCAGAACCUAGCCACGGCGACGGAGCUCAACGGUGUUUUAGGUGUGGUACUAGACACAGCCCGGGGCGACCGCUGGAAGGUGGCCUUAGCUUCCGAAGAUGGCACGUCUAGAAUUGUUACUUGUAGACCAGAAACACUUAUCCCAGAAACCUCCUCCUUGUACGGCCAUCCGCCGACACCGAUCGAACAGAACGAGUCGUCGGACGACGACGAGUCCAUGGACGGCGGCAUCGAGGCCGCGCCGCCGGCCGAGCACGGCGCGCCCAUCACUUCGGACGCGACGCCGGCGACGGGCACGGUCCUGUGCUUCUGGGGCGACGCGCGCUGGUCGCGGACUCAAUUACUGGGGGAGAUCGCGCGGGGGCACUGGGGCAUGUGCCGCGCCUACGCGCGCGACGUCCACGCCGCGCCGGACCAGCGACGGAGCGGGCUCGAGGACCGGCUGGUCUUCGCUCCUGUCACGGCGAUGACCGAGGAGAGCAUCGUGCGCGCGCGGACGCAGAUGCGGCCGCUGCGCGAGCAGGCGCGCCUGGCGGCUCAGGGAGAAGAGGGUGCCGCCGAGGACGCGGCGUCGCCGCGGCGCGCGUCGGACGCGUCGAACGAGCCGCCGCCGCCGCCCUCGCCGAUGGGCUCGCCCUGAUAGUCCCUUCCCUUGCUUGUUAACCCCCGAAGUAAGUCACAUACUACUC
This is a messenger RNA of Pelagomonas calceolata, 2026 nucleotides long. The record is from the annotation of a GenBank genome assembly. Lineage: Eukaryota; Pelagophyceae; Pelagomonadales; Pelagomonadaceae.